AUGCCGGCGCUUACAUCAGAGAAGGUAGAAGAGUUCCUUGAUGGAAAACUGCGCCUAAUUAGUGACCUCACUGAGCAGCUUAAACAGGCCCUGGAGUCCAUCUCCUCGUUAAAUACUGAAUAUGAUACCAUCCUAGUGACCUUGUUGCAGCUUGGGAAGGACAAAACCGCCCUUGUGGGAGAAAAUGCGAGCCUUAAAACUCAGGUAUUGGGUAUUACCAAUAAUUUAAAGCAAGCUAAAAAGUCUCUUAAUGACUUAGACCAGUAUACCAGAAGAGACUGCACUGAAAUUCGUGGCAUCCCUCUUCCUGAGGAACCCUCGGAGGAAGACACUAAUGACAUUGUAAUUCAGCUAAGCGAGAAAAUCAGUGUUCCAAUGGAAACAAACGAUAUCUCAAUUAGCCAUCGAAUCCCAAGUGCAAAACACUCGAUGGAACCUGCUAUUAUUGUCAAGUUUGUGGGGCAUAAGGUGAGAGAAAAUUCUUAUCUCGCAAGGAAGAGGCUGAAGUCUGUCUCUACGGCUGAUCUUGGAUUCUCUGAGGCUAAGAAGAUCUACAUCAAUGAAAGUCUAACGCAGAAGAACAAGGAACUGUUUAACAACUGCUUGAAAUUCAAGAAAGAUCACAGUUACAAGUUCCUGUGGACUAAUGCUGGAACGAUUUUUCUUAGAAGAGAUGCUAACUCCCCAGUGAUACCUGUCUAUUCUUCUGUGGAUAUUCCUCCUUCUUAAGAGAUAAGUGCAAACGAAACCCGCCUGAAUCAUGAUAGGUGUUCUUGUGGAGUCUCUUCCCACGAUAACUCUAGUUAUCCAUCCAGCCAUUCCUUAUUUCCUCGGCUGGAUGUAACUCCUUCCAUUAACAAGAUCAGUCAUCUCACUAAUGUAGUUAUUGACCUCCAUAUGCCCUCUGACACAAAUUCUGAUUAUUUUACCGCACGUGACUCCCAUUCGAAUCAAGAUAUUAUAAAUUGUUUGUCUAGUAAUUCACUUUCCUUUUUAAACUGCAAUAUGAGAAGCUUGCAGGCCAGUUUUGAUAACCUGGUUAAUAUGCUAUCAGAAUUGUACUUUCCUGUAUCUGUAACAGGAGUGACUGAGACAAAGCUAAAGAAUGACCGAGAAAUUAUGCUAAAUAUUAACAUCACAGCUUACAGUUUCUUGUCCCAACCAAGCUAUACCAAUGCAGGAGAUGUUGGCUUCUACAUAAAGAAUAAUCUUGGAUACAUUCAUAGGUCGGAUCUCUCAGCCCAAAGUCAAAAUGGUUAUGAAUCACUAUGGAUCGAAAUUCAAAAUGAUACAGGGCACAACACCAUUUGUGGGGUUUUCUAUAGGCACCCUCAUGGUAGUUUGGAUAACUUCCUAAAUUACCUUAACAUGAUAGUUGAUAAGAUUCAUCGUGAAAAGAAAUACUGUGUUUUGUAAUUUUUCGCAACUUCCCUUGUCUACUAGCUUGAUAAAUGUUUACUGUAUAAGAUAUUAUAUAAGAUUAUAUAAGAUUUACUAUAUAAGAUUUUUUGCUUGUUUUGUGGCUAGGGAUUUGUGUAGAAGUAGAUGUAGACAGAAUUACUAUCCUCCCCCCCCUCCCGAUUUUUUUUCCCUACCCACAAUUCUUUCUUUAACACAAGUGACAGUUAUUUGAAAUCAGCGCGCGCCUAAAGCUGGUUUCGGUGCCGUUUAGCAGUUUAGUUUUAUAUAUUGGUCACCCUGAGAAAAGUUUCCCGGUUAGCAUCAUGUAAAGCUCUGAGAUGGGACAAAGUUAUUACGAUUCGCUGAGUCUACAUCGUCCAAUAUCGUAUUAUAUUCUCGUUUCAUUUGGCUGAACGGAUCAAUCACUCUGAUCCGGGCUGAGACAGAAAGGUACGAUAUUGUUCGCUUUUCUAAGGUGACCACUAAGUCUUUGGCCUCGGGAACAGGCUCUUAAGAGUCAAAUGAAUUAGGUGAGAGGAGAAUUGCCGGUGAACUCCGACCCGGGCCAAGACUGGGCUGAGUUUUUCCGAGUUAUUCGAUGAUAUUUCGCUUAUGUUAAACGUGAGAAGAUUAUCAUGAUUAUGCGUGGUUGUGGAUAGUCUUAUCAGUGUUGCGAAAGUGUGUGAUUGUGUGAUUUUCGCAUGGUGUUGACAGGUAUGUGAUCGCGUGGUUGAACUACGGUUUUGCCAAAAUAUUCUGUGCCAGCGAUUAAUAUUGUUUCGUCGGUGUUUAGCUUACUUCAUUGUACCUUGAAAAAGCAACUCUCCACUCAGCAAAAUUGGAUCAAGGUCUAGUUUCAGCGGGCUCUAAUGGCAUUGCACCAUAGGCCGGUUUUUGUAGAUAAGAAGGUGAUAAUUUGUGCACUAUGUUUCAUUCAGUUUGUUGUCUAUUCGAUGCGGAAUCCUGUUGUUUAUCGGAUCGCGAAAAAGGUCGCCUUUUGCUAACUAUUUAAGUUGUUAUGUAAGCCUUACUCAGGCACUCUUUCGGUGCAGUUCACUCAACUUAAAAAUUUCUAGACUGAAAUGACAACGGUUUGAGACUUCGCGAAGUCAGUUUACUGAAUAAAUGUUCUGAAAUUUGCGUCAUUUUAAAUUUGGACUCGUUGGAAUGCUUCUAGGGACCACUAUCUUACUGCCCGGCGUCAAAUAAACGCUUUUAAUCGGCCUUUGAAUGAGUUUUGUUGUUUUAAAUUGCCAAGUAGUAGAAUGAGUUGAUAUUUUUGCUAACCCGGUUUUCAAAAAUCCAGGUAUAAGUAUAUUGUUUGAUUUAAAUUAUAAAUUGUUUGACGGGAGCUUUGCUUUUAGCCCUGGCUAAAUCAAAGGUCUGGAAUAAGGCGUUUAAAACUACGAUUACCUCCAAAGGACCCACUCGCGAAUAUGAAACACAAGCUUAAAGCAGAAAGAUCCUGAUAGCAGCUGCACUGAAAAGGGCUCUUAAACAUUUACUAUUUUUAAUUAUAUAGUUACUAAUAAACCGUUCUUUUUUUAAACGAGCAUGCUUUAGCACAGCGAGACUCUAAAAAUGCAGGGGUUUCCCUUUUGUUUGGUGUGUGGGACCUAGUUUGUAGGCCACGCGUUCCUAGCGGAGAUCGUGGAAACUUGGGAUAAGAAUCGUGACGACUUUCCUCGUAUGCAAAUGAGUCUCGGAUGAGCAUGCGGUUUAUUCUCGGCGAUGACGGAAAUGACGCAUGUAAGUUUGGCAAUGAUGUAAUUUUUCCCGAAUCGAGGCCCUUUAUUUUUGUGUAAUUAUGCACGAUAUGCACGCGUAUUAAAAAGUAAAUACCCCUUAGGAUGAGAAAAUAUUAUAGCGGGGAAAUCCUGUUUUAUGGUGUAUUAAGGUGUUACCGUUUCUCAGAAUAUUGUCGCGAUUACUGGAACCGUACGGUUAAAUAGAUGCACUUAGUUGUAUGUAUUUAAUGGAUAGAUUUUCGCAGUUGUUAAGAUGUGAAGUCGUGUUGCACUUAAUAAAUACGUAAGAUAUCAAGUAUUUACUACUGGAAGCAACUUCAACUAUUUGUCUAAGGGUUGAUUUCCACUACCGCGUAAUUUUUACGUACGUAAAUUUACGUUCGCAAAUAAAAUAGAGGCAAUGUAUGAAAGGUCGCACGUGAGCGUAAAAGUAGAAACUCGCUCAACCUCACGUGUUAUGUCAACACUUUAUAUCUUGCCUCUAUUUUGUUUACGUGAUUAAAAUUUAAGUGCGUUAAUGUGCGGAGUCAAAAACGCGUUAAUGGAAAUCUACCCUAACGUUACGUACGUGUCACGGAUGUGUUUAUACGGGUAACUUUGUACUUGACUAUCACGCACUCUACUUGCAGCCCCACUUGCAGCACAUAGAAAUCCCACAUCGAGCUUUUCUGGAACGGGUUGGUCCACGACUUCUAUCACUUGAAAGCACUGAUUACUUUGGAACAAGUGAUUACUUCAGUGGUCGCAAAAAAGAAUAAUCUUAAUGAGUAAAACUUCGAGGUUUACUGGGAAAUCAGGAUCGAGGAUCGGUGAUGGAGAAUCGGGAAUCGCGGAUCGGUUAAAAAAAACUUGAAAUGAAAUAAAGAAAUAAAUCGUGGUGAUGUGGGCCACAGACUGUAGAUAAAUUUCACAGAACAUAACCCCGUUCGCUCUACUAAACACUAAAUUUAAGUAAGCUACUCCGAGGUCUGACUGAGUCAGGACUGAGUCAGUGAUUUUGUUGACUUGAAAGUGACAUUUUCCUGGGAAAUGAAUCGCUUUAUCCCAGUGAUACUGUGAUAAAAUGCAUGCUGUGUACAGCCUUAAACAUUGUACUCCUAGACUGUACGGAGAUAUUAAAAGUAGAUGUUAAGCAGCGAUGGAGAAUGUAUUUACUUUCACGCAAUUUUGAUACCUUAUAAAACGCGCAACAACUUAAGCAGGAAUAUGCACGAACUGAAUGAACUGUCUGUUGUAUAAGGUUCUGCUAAACUUACAAUUUUUCCUGUGCUAAACAUAUACUGUACCGAGCCGUAACUUGGUGCGCUACAAAGGAGCUAUAUAUAUUUAUCCUGACAGGGUCAUGGGCUCCUGAUACUGAUAAGAAUCAUCGUUCAAUUUUUUACUGUAAAAUCCCCGAAAGACUUCUCACUGGAGCAAUAUCAAUAUGUAGACAAUUUUCCUGUGCUAAACAUAUACUGUACCGAGCCGUAACUUGGUGCGCUACAAAGGUGCUAUAUAUAUUUAUCCUGACAGAGUGAGUCAUGGGCUCCUGAUACUGAUAAGAAUCAUCGUUCAAUUUUUUUGAGUGUAAAAUCCCCGAAAGAGUUCUCACUGGAGCAAUAUCAAUAUGUAGAGGGUUUUUAAAGGUUUCACACCGGUUUGAAGCUAAGAUGAGCGGCCUGUCUCUUCUUGCAACUUUUACGUUUUGAGUAUUUACAGUAUGACAUAUAACACUCGUUUUGUAUUCCAAACGAAAAAGUAGUGUAAAAGCACCGGCGCCUUUGACAACAAAACUUAUCUUCAAGCAAGCGAGACUCAACGCUACUUAAAGAGUUCUUGUUAUUACAGGCCAGAGGCGUGUACAGUACCGCAAGUGAUCCCCAACCGCAAAUGAUCCCGAGACCGCAAAUGAUUCCCAAAAUGGACCGCAAAUGAUCCUCGACCGCAAGUUAUCCCCAAAGUUGACCGCAAAUGAUCCCGAAAUAAAAAUAGGAAUGGCUUAGACUCGAGUUAGCGGAUCAUCGUCUCUAUUUUAUUAUUAUUACAAAAAGUAAGAUUAAACGCUAAAUUUCAGUUCUAAAAUAAAUACAUGAAUAAAAACUAAAUGAAAAAAUCAUUCAAGUGUAAAAACGAAGUCGGUAGGCAACACACGACUUGUACCUCAUGCCAAAAUGCUGCUUGUUCCAAUGAAUUUUCUCUCUGGCGGGUAGAUUAUACCUCUGAAGGAAAACGUUUUGUCUGAGCAAAUGUGAUUUUUGCCGCUUAUUUCAUACUGAGAGGUCAUGACACGCAUUUUCGGCAGUUAUUGUUGUUUCUGGUCGGCAUGAUUUGUCCUUUAAUGCAAGCAUUUCCUUUGACCUCUUUUCAAAUGCAAUGCUUUUCAUUGCGGCUAAAUAAGGGUUUUAGGUUGUUUAAUUUUCUUUAAGUGCCUCAUGGAUCCAAAUAAUUAUAAGCGACUUUUUUUUAGUCCGUGAAUGUGACGGUUCCUACGAUGUUUUGUCACUCGAUAACUACCGCUUGCCUCGCUUUUGCGUUUCUCAUUACCAGGUUUAGAUUCUUGGUAACUGUCUCCAGCAAAGACACAACAAAUGGACGUUAA
Messenger RNA from Porites lobata, 5730 nucleotides. NCBI's taxonomy places the organism in Eukaryota, Metazoa, Cnidaria, Anthozoa, Scleractinia, Poritidae. The record is from the annotation of a GenBank genome assembly.